Messenger RNA from Bolinopsis microptera, 1769 nucleotides. RefSeq lists its product as uncharacterized. The transcript is spliced from 7 exons. Bases 287 to 1492 code for a protein of 401 amino acids. NCBI's taxonomy places the organism in Eukaryota, Metazoa, Ctenophora, Tentaculata, Lobata, Bolinopsidae. The record is from RefSeq and is a predicted model, not a curated record.
CAGAAUCGUAUCAAGGCACCAAAUAAACACAAAGAGCAGCAGGAUUACAGUAUCGAAGGUGAAAAUACUGAGCAGAGAGAGAGAGCCGACAUAGCUAUAGUCAACGCGACUUAGAAGUUAAACAAGAAGUGACUGUACGGCUGGGUGUAACUUAUUAGUUAUUGCUCGAUGUAUCAGAGCGCGUCUCAGUCUCGCACGUGUUGCUCAGCUGCUACACAUAUUAUAAUCUGACAGCAUAAUAUAGCAGAGUCUAGAAUGUUCGCUUAACUACAAUUAUAAAGUGAGGAUGUGUGAUGGAUCGUUUCGAUACUUUGCAGUUCUAAUAGGAAUGCAAUUCAAUAUCAAGAAGAUCAACAGUUCGAAAGGCAGAAGCAACAACAGAAAGAGAGAACUUCUCAAUAUGGUAGACAAGUCGUUCGCAACAUCGCAGAUAAGCAUAUGGCGAAGGGAAUACGCCUAUUUCUCUUUUCCCGAUGCCUACAAACAGUUUAAAGAAACAAGCGAAUAUGCUGACGAAAUGGAGCGUUUAUUUGGCAUAGUUUUCUACAAUCCUCCAAUGGUAGCAGGAAAGAAAACUUAUCAGCUGCUCGAUUAUACCCACAACGUGAACAGGCUUAGAACGUUUACAUACUCCGGCCGUAUUCCUGGAGUUAACCCUGACGCUUGGAAAGCAGUGGCUGGGACUAGAGACGGUUCAAACCGCCCCCGCACCAAUCUAACAAGGUCUAUGCUAGACCUGGGGGGUAAAGAUCAAAUGUCCAUCAAACAGACUCGGACCUUUUAUUCUCCAAAAGUUCAGGAUGUUAUGCGUGAGCUGGGAUACUACCAAGAAGCCGAUUGGGCAAAAGUUUGCUACGACUACCUAAUUGGAGUAGAUGACCGAUACAUCCCUGUCAAAGAGCGGCUUCGAAGUUGGGUGGCAAUGUGGGAAACCUUGACAUCAUUUGUUAGUUUACAGCAGUUUCCCCCUAUCGGCAAGCAUCUACCUAUGUAUAGGAGUAAUACUAAUAGUGAUGAAUUAGAGAAGGAUACGGGUAUGCCAAAGGAGCUGUUUGAGGCGACACUGGCUGCAAUCCAAGCUAGAGUACAGAUUUACGGCGAUUGUCCAGAAGGGUAUGCUGCAAGAGCAGUGUCAAGUAUCGAUGUGGAGAACUUUCAUGGCCAACUCCACCGGCAACACCACCACGGGGCUCAGACUGCUACAGUAUGGGAGGUACAAGGGUCACUUGCCCACCUAGCAGUAGCUACGAAGAUCAAGAAGCUCCCCGCCUUCAGCAAACUCCUAGAGAUACCAGAAGAAGACUCCUUCUACCCUCUCCCCUUUACUGGAGAGAAUCUCUCUCAGAAGCUCAAGCUAAAGGAUUGUCUGUUCGAUAAAACACCUGGCUCUAAGAAGAAUAAAGAGGUUAGACCCAGGACGGUGAACGAGCCGCCCAGAGGUGCCGUUCCUGUUAGGACAGCCGGUUUCCACAAAAGGAAUGAAGAAAGAUAGAACAAUUUAAAAUGUUUGAUUGUGAAAUGCAUUACGUUUAUUUUUUUUGUUUUCCGAUAUAUGUUUGAAGAGUUGACUUCAAGUUUUAGUAGAGUUUAGAUAAAAUGACUGACACACAAUGUUACUUAUUUUACCCUUUUCCAGAGAGUACGAUUUUAAAUACUAUGAUUAAUGAAAGCAUGCUAUUAAAAAUAGAGUACAUACCAUUGUUCGAAGUCUGCAAAAUCGGACGGGCUGACGAUUGUUAUCGGCUGCGUUCUCAUAUUUGAGCUAAUUU